Papilio polytes (common Mormon) is the source of this 1305-nucleotide messenger RNA. RefSeq names its product putative inorganic phosphate cotransporter. NCBI's taxonomy places the organism in Eukaryota, Metazoa, Arthropoda, Insecta, Lepidoptera, Papilionidae. Gene Ontology annotation, molecular function: transmembrane transporter activity. Bases 1 to 1305 code for a protein of 434 amino acids. Gene Ontology annotation, cellular component: plasma membrane. The transcript has 8 exons. The record is from RefSeq and is a predicted model, not a curated record. Gene Ontology annotation, biological process: transmembrane transport; monoatomic anion transport.
AUGUAUUUGCCGGCAGCUGGGCUGGGCACGCGGCACACGCAGACGUUGCUGCUGUUUCUGUCGAUGCUGCUGCUGUACUGCAUGCGCGUCAACAUCAGCCUCGCCAUCGUCGACAUGACAGACACCACCAAAGAGGGCCACUUCGACUGGAGCCACAGCGUCCAGUCUAAAAUCCUGUCGUCAUUCUUCUGGGGCUACAUCAUGCUGCAGGUUCCUGCUGGCGAGUUAUCGCGUCGCUACGGCGGGAAGAUCUUCCUCACCAUUUCCAUGAUCAUGAACGCCGCAGUUUCCUUGAUAACACCACUAGCAGUCAAACUCGUAAGUAGCAAGCAGGAUACAGUUACUAGUGCGUGCUCUGAGAAGAAGAAGAAAGGUGGUUGGAAGUUGAUCUGCGCCUGCCGCAUGCUGCAAGGCUUCUCGCAGGCGUUCCUGUUCCCCGCCACGCACCACCUCGUCACGCAGUGGAUACCCUUCGAGGAGAGGGGCCUCCUCUGCAACGUCAUCUACGCGGGAGGGAAGCUUGGAGUUGCUCUGCAGCUACUUUCUUCAGGAUUUAUAGCCUCAGCUUGGGGCUGGGAAGCUAUUUUCUAUACAAACGCGCUACUCGGAGCGAUCUGGGUCGUCUGCUACUUGAUGUUCGGCUCCGCGUCGCUGGAGACGAGCAAAGCUAUCUCAGCCAACGAACUCAAAUACAUUCAGGUGUCUUUGGGAAGAGUCGGAGAACAAAAGAGAUACCCGACGCCGUGGCGCAGCGUGGUCACCAGCCUGCCUUUUCUGGCGGCGGUGGUGGCGCACUGCGGACAGAACUGGGGCUUCUUCACGCUGCUCACGGAGAUCCCCACAUACAUGUCGAAAGUCCUCGGCAUGGACAUUAAAAAAAAUGGGAUGCUUUCUUCGUUGCCGUACCUCGUGGUAUAUCUGCUGAGCUUCCCGCUGGGAGCCAUGACCGACUUCAUCAUUAAGAAGAACUGGUUGAGCGUCACCAAUACGAGAAAACUAUUCAAUACAAUCGGUCUGUGGGGGCCGGCGCUGGCGCUCAUCGCGCUGAGCUACACGCCGGCCGGCAACCUGCCCCUCGCCGUCGCCAUGCUGACCCUCACUGUCGGCAUCAACGCCGGCAACUACACCGGGUAUCUGCUCAUCUUCAUAGACAUAGCGCCCAACUUCAGCGCGUCUCUGAUCGGUAUAUCGAACUUCUUCGCCAGCAUCAGCGUCUUCUUCGUCAGCAUUGACCGUCGUGACGUUAGACCGUGCAACAGCGCUGUUGUGCAAUCUGCAGUUUUAAAUAUAAAAGUAGUGUUUUAA